Cydia pomonella (codling moth) is the source of this 3761-nucleotide messenger RNA. Its product is annotated as zinc finger CCCH domain-containing protein 18-like. Gene Ontology annotation, molecular function: metal ion binding. Bases 428 to 2911 code for a protein of 827 amino acids. The transcript is spliced from 11 exons. The record is from RefSeq and is a predicted model, not a curated record. Lineage: Eukaryota; Metazoa; Arthropoda; Insecta; Lepidoptera; Tortricidae.
AGAACGUAGCAUUAUAACGGUUGUGACAUCAGCCAACAAAUAAUCACGUACAUAGCAGUUAUACAAUAUUGAACAAACGUAAUUUCAUGUUAUUUCUUAGGUUGGUUUGUACACAAGUGCAAACAACAGUUUUGUGUAAAGAAUCGAUAUUCAAUUUAUCGAAAAUGAAGUACCUAAUAUUUAAAUCUGAGUUUGUUCUUAUCUACAGUCUAUAAGCAAAAUAUAUUUUCUUUUCAUACAUGAACUGUUUGUUUCCAUAUCACUUGCUUGCAUAUAGUAUAAGGAAGUGUGUACUAACUGUCAAGUUUUAAAUUUUGGUCUGAAAUGCAAAUUUAACUAGUAACUAUAAACUCGAGGAAUGCUUUUGGGUUGGGUACCUUGAGCUACAUUAACAAUCUUCAUAUUAAGUCACACUCUGUUCUCAGGGAUGGAUUCAGAAGAUUCCCGUGAUGGUCAGGGAGAUGCACAGUCAUCCUCAAGUAGUAGCAGUUCCAGCUCCAGAAGUCGACGGAGCUCAUCAUCAAGUGUGUCAUCUAAAAAAGAUGCAAAGUCAGCUCCACAUUCUCCUCCUCGGUCACCACCACAGUCUCCUCCGCAAUCACCUCCACGGUCACCACCUAGAUCACCUCCCUCACAAAGUUCUGAUGGCCCAAGGUCUCCAUCACCAGAGAGCCACUCACGAGCUUCACUGCGGUUCCAAUCUUCUAGUAAAGCUCGCUCCCCCAGUAACUUGAGUGGAGCUCAUUCUGAUAUAAAUUCACCUGAAAAUUCUAUGCCAACUUCACCUGCUGGCCCAAAAUCCCCAGAUGCUCCGAAGUCACCCAGUGAGCCUGGUUCUCCUGAUAACCAUGAGCAAUACUCAGGGCGACAUUCAGGUGGUGAAGGUCCAAAGACUCCUCAAAGUCCGAGCAGUUCAGUCCGGUCAGGUGCCGGAUCACCUGACACAAGGUCUCGGCCUGCUUCGCCUGACUCUGCAUCACAGGCAACAUCCCCCUCAAGAAAUCCUGACCGAAGUUCCCGUCGAUCAAGUCUCUCUCCAGAUAGGAAUUCGUCUAGGUCAUCAAUAGUAAUGUCACCAAAAAAACGUGAAUGGAGCCCUAAAGAAAACUGGAGGAGGCAUACUAAAGCUGAACAGAAAAUGGUAUCACACUCACGAGAAAGAAGCAGAUCGGAAUCUAGUCAGUCCAGUAGGAGCUCUUCUUAUAAUAAGAGAACAAGUGCUAAGGAUCCUGCUACUGAAGAGAUAUCUGAAGGUGAAAUGGAAUCGGAUCAGGAGGAAGAUAAAAAAUCUAGGAGUAAAUCACAAAGUAGCGAUAAACCUGAUGCAAAAGAUUUGAAUAUCAGCCAUGAAGACCUAUCAGAUGUAUCAGAUCUAGACUCUAUAGGACCAGAUGACAGUGGUAAAGGAUCAAAGGCCAAAUCUACACCAGUAUCUCCAGAAAAACCUGAGGUUAAUGGAAAUAAUGGGAUCAGCUCGCAAUCAUCACCUAAAUCGCCUAAGUCAGACAGUGGAAAAGUUGAAACACCCAAACUGGACAAAGUUCCCUUAGAAAAGACCAGUAACACAGAGGAUGGCGAGGAGCAACUAGACUUUGAGGCUGAGGAAGGUGAAUGUGUGGAGCCUAAAACUGCUGAACAAGCUAAUGGAGAUGGAGAAAUUGCUGAGAAAGCAGAAGAAGUGAAGCCGCGCCGAGUAUCUCGAGGCUCAUCAUUGGAAGAGGGAGAAGUGUCAGAUGAGGCUGAACGUCGGCCUGAAGAGAGCGAGCCGCGGCCCGUGUGCCGGUUUUUCUCGCGUGGCGCCUGCACUUGGGGCGUCAGCUGCAGGUUCCUACACCCGGGCGUAACGGAUAAGGGCAACUACAACAUGUUCGACGUGGUGCGAGGAGUCCCCGCGGCGGGCUACACGGCGCCGCCGCGCGACGCCGCCCCGCCCGAGUCCGCCUGGGAACGAGGCCUGAGGACUGCCAAGGAGAUGCUAAGGAUAGCAAACAAACGUAAGGAGCAAGACAUGGAUUUCGAGGAAAAGAAGCUCCACCUCUCCGUAGGUGGAGUUGUGCACGACCCCGACGCGGAGCUGGCGUACGCGGCCGCCGCCGUCGGGGCCUCGCCGCCGCGACACGAACCUAUGCGCGAUCCUGAUGUUUUCCGGCCGGGACAUGACGUUCACGGUCCCUACGGGCCAAUGUACCGCGGUCGUUUCCCGCGGCCAGUAAUGGACGAGCGGGAGCGUUUCUUCGAGCGGGAGCGUGUUUAUGAGCGGGAGCGGGUCUACGACCGGGGGCACUAUGACGAGCGCUCCGUCAUGCCUGAGGAACCGGCGUACCAUAAGCGCCGAGUCCGAUCCUCGCGCGAAGUGAUCGUCCAACGCGCCGAAGUGGAGCGGCGCGAGGCGCGCGAAGGGCGGCGGGACGGGCGCGAGCUGCGCGAAGGCCGGCCCCGGGACGGGCGGGACAUGCGGGACGGCCGGGACAUGCGGGACGGACGGGACAUGCGGGACCCGCGGGACCCGCGGGACGGGCGCGGCGACGACUGGGCCGACCCGUGGAUGCGCGCCGAACCCGCCGCGCGCCGCCGCCGCCCGCCCUCCUCCGACGACUCCUACUCCUCCUCCAGCUCUUCACAUUCCAGUUCUCGCAGCUCGCGGUCGCCGGGCGCGCGACGCAAGAGAAGGGCCUCGUCGUCUUCGAGACAACGGCUGUCGCCGUCGGUGAUCGUGCGCGAGCGGCGCAUGGCGAGCGCGCGCGCCACGGCCAUGAACCCGCCCGCGCCGCGCCGCCGCGCGCCCUCGCCCGCCGCCGCGCGCCAGCUGGCCGCCAACCCGCCCGCCCCGCCGCGCCACAAGGUAUGUCCCCCGGGCCCUGUCAUCCAUCGUGCGCGACCCGCAUGGCGAGCGCGCGCGCCACGGCCAUGAACCCGCCCGCGCCGCGCCGCCGCGCGCCCUCGCCCGCCGCCGCGCGCCAGCUGGCCGCCAACCCGCCCGCCCCGCCGCGCCACAAGGUAUGUCCCCCGGGCCCUGUCAUCCAUCGUGCGCGACCCGCAUGGCGAGCGCGCGCGCCACGGCCAUGAACCCGCCCGCGCCGCGCCGCCGCGCGCCCUCGCCCGCCGCCGCGCGCCAGCUGGCCGCCAACCCGCCCGCCCCGCCGCGCCACAAGGUAUGUCCCCCGGGCCCUGUCAUCCAUCGUGCGCGACCCGCAUGGCGAGCGCGCGCGCCACGGCCAUGAACCCGCCCGCGCCGCGCCGCCGCGCGCCCUCGCCCGCCGCCGCGCGCCAGCUGGCCGCCAACCCGCCCGCCCCGCCGCGCCACAAGGUAUGUCCCCCGGGCCCUGUCAUCCAUCGUGCGCGACCCGCAUGGCGAGCGCGCGCGCCACGGCCAUGAACCCGCCCGCGCCGCGCCGCCGCGCGCCCUCGCCCGCCGCCGCGCGCCAGCUGGCCGCCAACCCGCCCGCCCCGCCGCGCCACAAGGUAUGUCCCCCGGGCCCUGUCAUCCAUCGUGCGCGACCCGCAUGGCGAGCGCGCGCGCCACGGCCAUGAACCCGCCCGCGCCGCGCCGCCGCGCGCCCUCGCCCGCCGCCGCGCGCCAGCUGGCCGCCAACCCGCCCGCCCCGCCGCGCCACAAGGUAUGUCCCCCGGGCCCUGUCAUCCAUCGUGCGCGACCCGCAUGGCGAGCGCGCGCGCCACGGCCAUGAACCCGCCCGCGCCGCGCCGCCGCGCGCCCUCGCCCGCCGCCGCGCGCCAGCUGGCCGCCAACCCGCCCGCCCCGC